AUGGCGACAAACCUAGUUGACAAUGUGAAAACAGCGUUGGAAGGUUUGCCAGUAACUGACGUGACGGGAUGGCUUGAUAGCACGGUGGCUCUGUACUGGAUCGAAGGCAGAGGACAGUAUAAGCAGUUCGUACAAAAUCGGGUGAGGAAAAUUUGCGAGAAGAGAUACAUCGAGUGGAGGCACGUACCAACGGAUCAAAAUCCAGCCGAUGUCGGUAGUCGGGCAGGUUUGGGUUCUAACGAUAAGCAGUUGUGGCAACACGGACCCGGUUGGCUUGGUGCGAAAGAGAACUGGCCUCAAACUCCAGUGAUUGCUGAAACCGAUGAAUCGAAAGUCGAAACCAAGUUGACUCGUGAAGUAUUUGCAUUAGUCCUACCAGCGAAAGACACGUUUGACGAGCUCCUCGAAAAAUUUGAACUUUGGAAAAUGCUGCGAAUUGGAGCGUGGGUAGCAAGGUUCGUGUCUAAUGCAAGGAUUCAUGGGGGGGAAAAGUCAUUGGGACCUAUUACGACGGAGGAAAUCCAAAAGCAAGUACUAUUCUGGGUGAAAAGAGUCCAAGGGCGGAAUGAAACAACUGACACCUUCCACGACGACCGGUCACGAUUAAACCUUCAAACAACCAAGGACGGUGUGUACGAAUGUCGAGGCCGUCUUCAAGGACUUUACCCGACCUAUUUACCCGAUCAAGAAAUGUUCACCGAGAAGCUUGUGAUGGACGCCCACAUCCGAACCUUACAUGGGGGAGUGGGACUUACCAUGACUAAGCUACGGGAGGUUUAUUGGAUACCACGUUUACGAAGGUUGGUGAGGAAGAUGAUCAAAAGGUGUAAUGGCUGUAGGCGAUUUCGGGCAGUCGCAGUUGCCGAUCCUCCACCCGGAAAUCUUCCGACAGAUCGAACGGUUGGAUCCUCUGCGUUUCAAGUGAUUGGAGUGGACUAUGCGGGGCCAAUUCCCUAUCGGACAGCGAAAAAUCGAGAACGAAAAUCGUACCUCCUUUUGUAUACUUGUAGUCUGUCGAGAGCGGUCCAUUUGGAGUUAUUACCAGACCUGACCACGACAGAAUUCAUUCAUAGCUUGAAGAAGUUUAUCGCCCGUAGGGGUCGUCCUAGAAAAAUCUACUCGGACAACGGGAGGACAUUUGUGUCUGCAGCGACCUGGCUGAGAAAGGUGAUGAAAGAAGAGAGGUUUCACAACUGGUUGGCGGAACAAAGAAUCGAAUGGCAGUUUAAUCUAUCUCGCGCACCGUGGUGGGGCGGUCAAUUUGAGCGGAUGAUAGGAUUAGUCAAACAAGCAUUAUACAAGACCAUCGGGAAAGCUUGUCUACAGUAUAAAGAACUUCAAGAAGUAUUGCUAGACAUUGAGCUGGUUUUAAACAACCGACCGUUAGGUUACGUAGAAGAUGACGAACAGAUGCCAAUUCUUACUCCUAACAACCUGAUGUUUGGUCAGCCAGGCACAAUCCCUGUGGAAGAUGUCGAUUGUAUUGAUGAAGCAAGCCUUAGAAAGAGAGCAAGAUAUGUUGAGAAAUGCAAAAGCGCUUUGUGGUCGAGAUGGUCAUCGGAGUAUCUCCGGGGUUUACGAGAACGACACAAUUUAAAACAUCCGAAGAAAGAGCAUAAAUUGAAACAGGGUGACGUGGUGAUUAUCAAGGGAGAAGAAAGAGAUUGGAACAAAUGGAAACUCGGUGUUGUAGAUCAGAUGAUUAAGGGAAGAGACGGUGUGAUCAGAGCGGUCAAAUUGAGAGCAGGAAAGUCAUACUUGGAGCGUCCAAUUCAGUUCUUGUAUCCAAUGGAAUUAUCGUGCGACAUAGAAUCACCAAAGACGAGCUUGAACGCGAAGGAGUUUAAACUCAAGAGAAAGGCGGCGAUAACCGCUCAGGAGAACCUUCGGAAGAUAAUAGAAGUAGAGAAACAAAGUGACUAA
This is a messenger RNA of Dendronephthya gigantea, 1923 nucleotides long. RefSeq lists its product as uncharacterized. NCBI's taxonomy places the organism in Eukaryota, Metazoa, Cnidaria, Anthozoa, Malacalcyonacea, Nephtheidae. The transcript has a single exon. The coding region runs from base 1 to 1923 and encodes 640 amino acids. Gene Ontology annotation, molecular function: nucleic acid binding. Gene Ontology annotation, biological process: DNA integration. The record is from RefSeq and is a predicted model, not a curated record.